AUGUCCGCUGCCACCGCGAAGAAGCCGCCCGCCGGCGGUGUCGGUCGGGUCUCCUCGACCGAUUCCGCCUCGCCCUCUGCUUCUCCCGCAAGAACACCUUCGAGAUCAUCUACUCCCACCGCCUCCUCCACCGCUCGCAGAGGACCACCUCGCACCACAACCCCAGUCUCUGCUCGUGCCGCUGCCCACGCCAGGAGGGGUUCUACUAUGGACAACAGCAGUAUCACCACCGCCGCCAGCCCCAACGCCGACGCUGAGGAAGCUGCGAGGGCCGAGACCCUUGCGUUGCUCGACGACCUCAAGGACCGCCUCUCCAAGGCUGAAAUCUCCUCUGAGCAGUACAGGAAACAGGCCGAAGUGCUGCAGACGAGGCUGGACGAGGCCCUCAAGGAGUCCGCCAAGCUGGAAGAGAAGGUCCAUGAGGCCGAGGAGCAGAUCGAGACCCUACGCAACGAAAAGCGCGAAAACGGAAGACAGAUGCGCGAGAUGGAGACCAUCUACGAGGCCGAGAGAAGCUCCAUGAACAAGGAGAAGGAGGAAUUUACCAACCGUGAGGAGGAGAUGCAGACCAUCAUUCAAAGGUUGAAAGACACUCUGUCGCAAAGAAUGGAAAACGAGGAGGGCAACAGGUCCUCAAGACAAUCGACAGCAACGUCACCCAACGUCGACAACGGCAGCUUUGCACCCCCGUCAUCACUCAACCGCAGCGAUUCUCGAAACAACUCAAAGCUCAUCCUGCAGAAGGACAAGCUCAUUGAGUCAUUGCGCCUCGAGCUCGCCGAGGCCCAGAUCAAGCUGGUAGAGUCCGAGAACCAAGGUGGCGGACGGCUGCAGGAGGUGGAGCGGCUCCUGAUGGAAGCUCGCAUGGCCAACGCCCGCCUCAUGGAGGACAACGAGAGCUACCAGCUGCUUCUGCAGGAGAAGACCCUGAACGGCGAUUUCUCUAAGAACGACUUCAGCUACAUGGGCGUCUCCGCCAACCAAGAUGCGCUCAACGCCCUCGAGGGCCGCUCUGCAGGUGCGAGCUUGGCUGAUGAGCUGUCCGAGGCGUCAGAUGGCACUGCCGAUAACAGCGAAGUUGUCCGCCGCCUCGAGUCGGAGCUCAAGUCCAUGAAGGACCAGAACAAGGCAUUGACACUCUACAUUAACAAGAUUAUUGAGAGACUUUUGCAGCAUCAGGACUUCGAGCAUAUCCUCGACACCUCAACUGAGGUGAAGCCUCCCUCCGCCAACACGAACAAGGAGCUACCGCUCCCGCCCGCUUCCGGGGCAUCGCUCCUGCAGCGAGCCAAGACCAUGGCCGCAGGCCCGAACAAGCCCAAGCAGAGACCCAUGUCUUACGUACCUUCGGCUCAGCCAGCCAACUCGGCACACACCGAUCCGGAGACGGCGCCUCGCAUUCCUAUCGGCAAUUUGACCCGCUCCUCUAGCACUCGGCGCUCUCGUCCCAUGAGCGAGCAGUUCACCGGCGUGAACCUCGUCAGCCAAAUGUACAAGGGCCCUGAUGGCCCUAUCUCCCCGCCCCUGGGCUCACCUCGUACGCCACGAACCUCACAGACUUUCUUCAACGGUAACCCUAACGCCGCAGCGCGCGCCCCCAGUGGCCAGCAGGCUCCCACGGCUGGCAACUUUCCGGGGAUGCGCAGCGAGACCUCGAGUCUGAGUGGUGACUCGGGCGAACUCACGACGCCCCCGUCGCAAUCCCCCCCGCGUUCCCAUCACGAGAAGGGAACCACCUUCUCCGGCGGCAAUAAGCCUCGCCCACUCCGCCUGGUGCAGGAGAACGCCGAGGCCAAGCAGGAGAACAACAAGCGAUCCAGCUGGAUGGGCUGGGCCUCUGGCUGGGGCAAGAAGGACGAGUCCGCCACGCCCGCCAACGGCGACAUCCCCGAGUAA
Messenger RNA from Colletotrichum karsti, 1896 nucleotides. RefSeq lists its product as uncharacterized. The record is from RefSeq and is a predicted model, not a curated record. The transcript has 2 exons. The coding region runs from base 1 to 1896 and encodes 631 amino acids. Lineage: Eukaryota; Fungi; Ascomycota; Sordariomycetes; Glomerellales; Glomerellaceae.